Messenger RNA from Morchella sextelata, 4485 nucleotides. RefSeq lists its product as uncharacterized. Bases 1 to 4485 code for a protein of 1494 amino acids. The record is from RefSeq and is a predicted model, not a curated record. The transcript has 6 exons. Lineage: Eukaryota; Fungi; Ascomycota; Pezizomycetes; Pezizales; Morchellaceae. Gene Ontology annotation, molecular function: protein binding.
AUGUCCGAUGUCAGAUCGAGAUCUUAUGAGACGCACUUCUAUUGUGCCUUGUGCGGCGGUCCUUUUGCUCAAGUAUUCCGUACAGCUGUGAACCCCGCACAGCCUUCCUACGCCGUUGGAAGUGAGCAGGAUAUCUACAACAGCAAUACCGGGGAUGAGGAUCAAGACGAAGACGAUAGAAACGAAGACCUCGACAUCGACAAUGAGUUUAAUAUAUCACCACACAACAACCGUUGCAUUCCUGGGGAGGUGGUUCGCAAUAGCAUGAGCCAUGCGGCAAGCCGUAGCCGGGAGUUACGGCUGGUUGCAGAGGAGGAAGGUCGUAGACGAGGGAUGGUGAGUGAGAAGCGGAAGACAAUGCAGGCUUACAAUGGAAAACACAUCUCGACCAGGCAGAUGAAGUGGACAAAAAAUCUGCGUGCUCUGAUAUACAAGAAAUCGAACCACCAGCCGUUGAACCACGAACACUACGGCACAUCUACAGCAUAUCUUACCGGUAGAGGGCUCAUUCGACAGGUACAGAAUUGGGCCGAUGCCUUCGCUUCAGUCGAUGAGGAGGACGGCGAUGAUAACUCUGGGGUACAUACAGAGCACCCUUUCUUCUCAGACGAGGACAAGCAACAAAACACCUACGGCUUCCAUGUAUAUCAAGAACUUGGCCGUCCAGAUUCACGUUAUGUCAUCUCCUCGAUCCCAUUCCAUGACGAAUGCUGGUCUCUUUUAGACCUCGCAAUAGAGGAAUCAGGCAAGGAGCGAGGGGUGGUGCGAAUGAACGAACGUUUUGAUAUGGAUGAACUAUGGGGCUAUCUCAGAGGCUUGGUUGGUGUAACGGGGGUCAUUGAUAGCGCCAUAGUACCCAAUUCAACCGCAGCAGCCUUAUCAGAAGAGCGUAGAGGAAGUGGAGUAGUAUCGAGACUAGGAGAAGUUGAUUAUCGAGAGGGACAAGGAAGUGGUGAUGGUUGGCAGUGGAAGCAUGAGGAAGGCCUUCAUUGGCUUGCCGCAGAUCCAUCAUUGAUAUCGGUACUACAUUCACCCCUCUUGCCCGUCGGUGGUACUCAGUCACGCUCUUGUGCGCCUAGAGCGGCCCUCGAAGACCCGUUCCAAUCAAUGCCUCCCGAGAUAUUAUUGGAGUUUUGUAAAUUACUCACAUCGACUGAUGUCUUCAGUCUCAAAACGGCGAGUCCCGCGGUUCACAACCUGUGCCUUCCAGACAGUUUCUACCGACGCUUCUUACGAGAGGAAUUCCAAUACCUGCCGACAUUAGUCAAGGAGGUAAAGGACUACGAAGCUUGCCUUGAGCGACUUGACCGACCAGUACUAAGAAAUAUAGAUUGGAGAGGGAGUUUUGAACGUUUGAGAAAGCGAAUGAUGACUCCUAAAUCGUUGUCUGAUAGUGAAGAUGAGUGGGAUGCGGUAGAUAUCGGUCUGAAGAAUCGGAAUCGAAUCUGGAAGAUCGUUAAACCUAUGGCGGACGAACUGGUGGAAGGUUCAGACGUAAUACUCCAACAUAAGUAUCAAGCACCGGAGAGCAAAGCCGAGAAGACUGGUGUUGUGCGAGGGUACGCGGGGGUACGUACCGGGAAAGAGGGGACAACCCAGAGUGUCUAUUUUGGUUCACGCAUGAGAGAUCGAUUAUUUGAAGGGGAAGAUGAAGACUUGUUGGAAAUCAUCCUAGAGGUCGACAAAGUUCGUGUCUGGUUGGAUGGUGAAGAUGGACCUGUUUGUGGACUCGGCUUCUACAUCGUCAGCGUCAGCGAUGCUGAAAAAUACAAUACCAUGCAGAAACUUGGGAGAAGAGGCAGUGCUUUUGUAGACCUGGAUGUCCGGCCGGAAAAACUGACUGGAUUUGUCUUCUGUUUAGCGAACCAGAUAAUAAGUGGAAUACAGUUAGUUUACGGCAACGAUCAUACAUUCUCAAAGAAAUUUGGCCAUUGGAACGGUAAUUGCAGGAAGAUCACUGCCCCAGCUGAGUGGCGGAAACUUGUUGGUGUUAUUGGCUUCGUGAACUCAGCCGGAUUCAUUGAAACACUUGGAAUUCUGGAAGAGACCAUCUACCGUGGGAGGCGGGACCGAUUUGGACCUUUGCCUACCCCUCCAUCGACUGUUGAUCUGUCUCAUGGUGAGGCCUCUGUCUGGAAGAAACUCCCUCCAGCCAAUGCAUCAUUAUUAGAGCGUGAAGGAUUACAUAUUAUGGACUGGAGGAUGUGCACGGGAGAAUGGGAAAUAUGGGACAAUGGUUUCCACGAGGAAGGCGCCGAGGCCCAGGUAGAGCAACAAAAAAGCUUGAAGGAAAUUGUGGGUUAUUAUGAUGAUAAGGCCUUGAGGGGUCUGAAAUUUGUUUAUCGGGAACAUGGGGAGGGAAAUAGAGAGUUUACCUCAAUUCUAGGAACAACAGAUGCUAUCAAAAGCGACCGCAUAUGUUUCGAGGAGGGAAAACGGGAUCCAAUGGCCGCUAUAGUUAUCUCCUUUGGAGAUGCAGGUAUUCACGGGAUUUUGUUUGUUACUGAAAGCGGUCUCACUAGCGAAGUCUUCGGUCCGCGAUAUUUAGGGACCCACAAAGUUUUUGCUUCAACAUCAGCUUCGAACAUUGAUGGCCCAUCGCAUACGAUCUUCCGGAAAGAAACUAAUGGGGAUAUGAUUGGAUUGCACUGUUUAUAUGAUUACGAGCAAAAAAGGUUCCUCCAACUCGGCCUUGUACUCCUCACCGGCUCCGAGAGGCACGACGAUAUUUAUGGCUCACAAUUACGGCGUCCCAUCCCAUUUAACGAUAUGACUGAUAAGCUUCAGGUAUGGGACGAUGGCCCUCCGCCUAGUAAGUGGUCAAUUGGCUCUAGGCCUGGAGACAUGGGGAUAUGCGACCGUACUUUCAGUGAAGCUGAAUACACUGGAUGGGCAUCUUUUGAGUACCUAAGAAAGAUCACAAUCUACGGGAAAAUGAAGGGCAUCAGAUUUUCAUUCUCACAACCCCAAGAGAGGGAUAGGUUUUUUGGUUAUGAUAACGAAAGCGAGGGAAUUUUUGUGCAGGAAAUAGACUACGAUAAUGGUGAAAGGAUAUUUGGAAUUGCGGUGCUGCCAGGUGAAGAAGCCACACCGAGAGAGACACAGAAAGCAGUAUCUGGAGACGAGGAGUUGGUAGAGAGCGCUUCUUGUGAAGGGGAUUACUCACCGCCUUUAGAAAGAAUUUAUUUCUUAACAAACUGGAAUCGAGCGGAUGCCCCUACACGAGUCAAAUACCGUUUAUCAUGCCCUUACCUCAAAGCCAUCAAGUUUGAUUUCAACUACCACAAACUUAUAUCAUGGGCGCCGAUCUAUGCUCCUUCUGAUAGUGACAAUGAAUCUUCCAAGGUUGUAUCAGAAAUGGUACAAUAUCCGUGGAAGUGCAGAACAGAUGAAAUCAUGCCGGUUGGAGAUAUCAAGCCUACAUCGCGCGUCGCAUGUGUGUUUUUUGACGACGAAGCAGGAAAGGGUGUCGACGCCGUGAAAGGUUACGUUAGUAAGAGUGGGCAGUUCUGUGGGCUAGUAUUUCGAAGGGGUGGUAGUUGGUGUGACAACGUUUUUGGACAUCGUUCGGCCUAUGAGGUGACUAUGGAGCUAAAGAAGGGGGAGAAAUUUACGUCUCUAUACUCUCCUGACGGAAAUACCGGAGCCCUCGCGCUCUGCACGAGCAUGAGUAGGACAACUCCAUGGUUUGGAACAUUUUCCGGACACGUGAGGUUAAAGCAAGCACCAGAAGGACAGGAAGCUGUUGGAAUUUACGGAACUUUGGACCGGGAGAUCCCAUUUUUUACCCCUACCAGAGAGGCCGUCGUGCUGGACACGGUAGGGCUCCUAUACCGACCCAAGAAAGGUUCCAGAAAACGCUCCCUAAGAAUCCCUUCGCCGCCAACAACCUCCGGUUUCCAAAUUCUAGAUAAAGCUACCAAACUCAGAUGGUUCAGUAAUAUUAAAGAAUUUCCAAGAAAAACCAUGCGAUUUUCAUCAUUGGUAGCCCAGCGAACCGAAUUAUAUUCCGAUAGCGAUACAGUCGGACGGACAUACUGUAUUUUUGAUCCAUCCCAACUGGAACAAAUCCUUGUCUGCGUCAACCUUUUUAAACAUAAAGGAAUCACAAGUAUUCGUUUUCGAGGAUCUGAGAAAAUGGGCUUGGUCACAAUGGGUGAGUGGCCAGACAGGGAGCCCAUCACUGUUAAACCACGCCAAAAAAUGAGCAUCUCGGGCCUGAACGGAGAGAGAAUUAUCAGAAUUAAGGUGGCGUUCCAAAGGUCGGACACCGAGGACCGUAUUGUAGGUCUUGUGAUCGAAACCAACGCGGGGAGGAGCAAAACGAUUGUUAGUUCAGAGAUGUUUCCAGAAAAACCAAUACAUUUGUCGGCACAUAACGUCAAAGUUCUUGAGUGUGGAGAGAACGAUGAAAUUGUGGGAUUUCAUGGUGUUGUCAGUACGUAUAAUAUACAUGACAUAGGAUUGGUCGUACGCAGAAAGUGA